This is a messenger RNA of Teleopsis dalmanni, 1715 nucleotides long. RefSeq names its product cytochrome P450 6a9-like. The transcript has 2 exons. The record is from RefSeq and is a predicted model, not a curated record. Lineage: Eukaryota; Metazoa; Arthropoda; Insecta; Diptera; Diopsidae. The coding region runs from base 1 to 1518 and encodes 505 amino acids. Gene Ontology annotation, molecular function: monooxygenase activity; heme binding; oxidoreductase activity, acting on paired donors, with incorporation or reduction of molecular oxygen.
AUGCCGGUGUUCAGCUUUUUAUUAUACGUUAUUGUCGGUUUGGUGACAUAUUUGCUCUUUUUAUUGAAAAAGCGCUUAAGUUAUUGGCAGUCACGAGGCAUUCCUUGUGAAGAGCCAAAUUGGUUCCUAGGUAAUAUAACUGGCAUACAAACUUCGCGCUGUUUUGCUGAUAUAUGGAUAAGUUACUAUAAAAAGUUUAAAGGUACUGGACCAUUCGCUGGAUUCUAUUGGUUUCAGAAACCUGCCGUUUUUGUUUUGGAUACGAAACUGGCAAAAAAUAUAUUAAUUAAAGACUUUAAUAAAUUUGUGGAUCGUGGUUUUUAUUCAAAUCCUAAAGAUGAUCCACUUACUGGAGAAAUUUUUUUAUUAGAAGGACACAAAUGGCGCGUUAUGCGCAAUAAGUUAUCACCCACUUUCACUUCAGGAAAAAUGAAAUUUAUGUUUCCAACGGUAAUUGAAGUGGGUAAAGAGUUUAUAAAUGUUUUUGAAGACAUGGUGAAGCAGAGUUCCCUUAUUGAAGUGAAAGAUGUGCUGGCACGGUUUACUGUUGAUGUUAUAGGAACCUGCGCAUUCGGUAUUAACUGCUGCAGUUUACGUGACCCAAAAGCAGAGUUUUUGGCAAUGGGCAGAAAAUCAUUGGUUGAGUUUCGUCAUGGUCCCCUCGGUGUGGCAUUUCUGAAUAGUUUUCCAAACUUAGCACGCAAACUACAUAUGAAGCAGACAUUACCAGAUGUGGAAGAGUUCUUUUUACGAAUUGUACGCGAGACCGUAGAGCAUAGAGAGAAGAAUAACAUAAGACGCAACGAUUUUAUGGAUAUGUUAAUAGAACUGAAAAAUAAUAAAUUAAUGAAAUCCGAAGAUGGUGAAAUGUUAAUAAACUUGACUUUAGAAGAAGUCGCUGCGCAGGCAUUCGUGUUCCUAAUUGCUGGUUUCGAAACAUCAUCAACAACAAUGGGCUUCGCACUUUACGAGCUAGCACAACAUGAGGACAUACAGCAAAUGGCCAGAGAGGAAGUAUUAGCAAUUUUAGAGAAACACAACCAAAAGCUCACUUAUGAUUGCAUGAGGGAAAUGAAAUAUUUAGAUCAAAUUAUAUCUGAAACAUUACGUCUCUAUACUGUUUUACCGGUUUUAAAUCGCGACUGUGUGGAAGACUAUGAAGUACCCGGUAACCCGAAAUAUGUUAUUAAAAAAGGUAUGCCCAUACUUAUACCUGCUGGAGCCAUACAUCGUGAUGCUGAUUAUUAUCCAAAUCCUGAUAUAUUUGAUCCUGAAAAUUUUUCUACCGAGAAAGUGCAACAACGUGACAGCAUCGAAUAUUUACCAUUUGGAGAGGGUCCGCGUAAUUGCAUUGGCAUGCGGUUUGGACAAAUGCAAACACGUAUAGGUUUGUCUCUGCUGCUAAAAAAUUUUAAGUUCACAGUUUGUCCAGAGACGCAAAUUCCAUUGAAAUUCGAUAAGAAGAGUUAUUUGAUAAAUUCUGAGAGUGGAAUUUACUUACAGGUUGAACACAUUUAGUUCAGCUCAAACUAAUUAUUGUAGUGUGAUGUAGUCAUUAUAUUUCUUUUCUAUUUGUGGUAUUCGUAGCUAUUAAAAAUGUCUAUAUAUAUAUUAGACAUAAUAUUAUAAACAUAUUUAUAAUAUUUCGAUUGUGAUACAUUUUUUAAACUAAACGACAACUUUAACUCGUUCUGUAAGAAGCUUUAGAUUUUUUC